AUGAACAAGGAACUUGCCUUAAUCUUCACACCUGCCGAAUCUGCGGAGCAGGUGUGCAGCGCCAGGAACUUGCACGGGAGCUGGCGAAUCUCAAUAGAAAGAGCAGAGGAGUCCGCUGUGACAAGUCGAGCAGAACUUCAUGCGGAAUAUCGCUGUGUCUGCAAUGCUCUCUCCCUGGAAAUUAAAGCCAGUCCUAAAGUGCGAGCUUUCAUUGGUGAACAGGUAUCGCUGAAAUGCUCAUUCAAAUCCAGUUCUCCCAUCACUGAGAGCCUGACGGUGGACUGGACGUACCGGCCGCUCACAGGUGGUCAGAUGGAAACAAUUUUUCACUAUCAGUCUGUUCCAUACCCAACAACAGUGGGAAAGUUCAAAGACAGGAUAUCCUGGAUUGGGAAUGUUGCCAGGGGUGAUGCUUCUGUUGCUAUCGAAAGCCCAGUGAUGAGUGACAACGGGACAUUCAUCUGCAGCGUGAAGAAUCCUCCAGACGUGUACCAUAACAUUCCCCAGACAGUGCUGAUAGUUACGGAGAGGGGCCUUUCCUUCCAGCUAACAUCAGCGGUGCUGCUGUCCAUUUUAGUAUUUCUCCCUUCCAUCAUUGUGGUCGUUCUGCUGUUGGUCAGGAUGGGAAGGAAAUUUGGUGUGCUAAAGGAGAAAAAAAAAUCUGGCUGUAAGAAAUCCUCCAUCGAAGUGUCUGAUGAGCCUGAACAUACAGAGACAGACAACUGCUUGGGGAAACUGAGAAGCUGGUGUCUGAACUGUGUGGACACGGAUGAGGAAGACCCGUACUGGUGAAAGACUAAAGCUGUGGAUAAAGAACAAAAUUACAGCACUGAAGAUGCUGCCUAGAUAGGUGUAUGAAGGCUGCUGGAUAACCAGUGCAGGUUGAAAGACCUGCUCAGAUCUUGGUAGAUUGGAAGAAUAAUGCCAAUGGGUUAAUUCACUUUUAUUUAAGCACAAAGUAACGAUUCUGGAAAUCUUUCUAA
Molecule: messenger RNA, 983 nt
Organism: Athene cunicularia (burrowing owl)
Lineage: Eukaryota; Metazoa; Chordata; Aves; Strigiformes; Strigidae
Gene: MPZL3
Product: myelin protein zero like 3
Exons: 7
Coding region: 1-792 (263 amino acids)
Cellular component (GO): membrane
Source: RefSeq, a predicted model, not a curated record